AUGGGAUUCAUUCAGAAGGCACUGGUUGCGCUCGGCCUUGUAGGCUCUCUAACUCAGGCUCUCCCGAGAACGGGCCUGAAGACUCGCGCUGGCGGUGGUAAGCUGGCUAUCUACUGGGGUGCUGAGGACGACAAUUUGUCUCUGCAGACCGUCUGUGAUGACCCGACUUACGACAUUGUCAAUUUGGCUUUUCUCGCUUAUUUCCACGGCCCUGGAGGCUAUCCCACAUUGUCCCUUAGCGGUCUCAAUGGCCCGUCAGCCGCACAACAGCAGGCUGGAGCCACUGGUCUGCAAGACGGCAGCAGCCUAGUACCUGCCAUCCAGUCAUGCCAGCAAAAUGGCAAGAAAGUUAUUCUUUCAAUGGGCGGUGCUGUUGACUAUGCUGAUGUCACGCUUCAAAGUGACAGUGAUGGUCAAGCAAUUGCUGACCAGAUUUGGAAUUUGUUCCUUGGUGGCACCAGCCUCUCUUCCCUGCGGCCCUUUGGAAAUAUCAAGCUUGACGGAGUUGAUCUUGAUAACGAGUCUGGUAACGCCAACGGCUAUGUUGCCAUGACAAAGCGCUUCAGAUCCAACUUUGCUCAGGAUACUAGCAAAAAAUACUAUCUGACAGCAGCACCGCAAUGCCCAUACCCUGAUGCCUCAGAGCCGCUUGAUGUGUGCGUUCUUCUUGAUUACGUCUGGGUUCAGUUCUACAACAAUGGUGACUGCAACAUUGCUCAAUCUGGAUUCAACAGCGCUGUGCAGCAAUGGAGCAAUGGGAUUGGAAACGCAACCCUCUUCAUUGGAGGAUUGGCCAGCGGCGCCGACGGUGAUCAGGGCUAUGUUGAUGCUGCUACAUUCGAGAGCGCCAUCCAGGGCGUCAAGAACAUGAACCUACCCAACUACGGCGGCGCAAUGCUGUGGGAGGCACAGCUUUCCGUGAAUAACGGGAACUACGCCCAACAAAUCCGCAGUUCACUGUAG
[Torrubiella] hemipterigena is the source of this 963-nucleotide messenger RNA. NCBI's taxonomy places the organism in Eukaryota, Fungi, Ascomycota, Sordariomycetes, Hypocreales, Clavicipitaceae. The record is from the annotation of a GenBank genome assembly.